This is a messenger RNA of Fopius arisanus, 1285 nucleotides long. RefSeq lists its product as uncharacterized. The record is from RefSeq and is a predicted model, not a curated record. Lineage: Eukaryota; Metazoa; Arthropoda; Insecta; Hymenoptera; Braconidae. The coding region runs from base 170 to 1057 and encodes 295 amino acids. The transcript has 7 exons.
AAACGAGAGAAUUGAAAAUUUAAAGAAGGGGUACGAGAAGGAACAAAUGAUUGUGCCAGUGUGUCCACAGAAAAAGUGAAACACACUCGCUUGACCGGAGGAAGAACAUGCUAGGGAGAUGCAAAAGUGCUGUCUUCAGUUGAUGAAGUGAGAUGGAAAAAUAUAUAAGAUGGCCAAUAUUAAUGAAGUGAUUAAUGGGCUUUAUGAGGCCCUCGUGAAGGUGAGAUAUCCUGGUGUAACGAAUAUCGAAUGUGGAGACCUAGAGAAUACUCUUUUGGCCCAGAAUGACAGGAAUAAAUUAUUGCACUGGCUGUUGGUGCAGAGUUUGAGGGCUAUUAGUUCAACUGCUGAUGAACCCAAAGCUGAUGAUGAAUCAUUAGUGAAGUGGUAUAUUCAAUUAGGCAUUUGCGAUAACAAGGCAGCUCUUCUGGGUCAAUGUCCAAUAAAAGAUCAAUUGGAUACUCUCAUAAGACUGACGAGAUUCGUAAUGAAUGUCCUGGGGGUUAACGGUGAGAAGAAGGUGAUCCCUGAGGAAGCAGAGAAUAUUCUAGACAGGUACCUGAAUACCGAAAUAAAUUUGAUUCCCUCGUCCUGUAAAUUAACGACUAAACUGGGAUACAACGAGGCUAAACGCUACAUGAAGAAGUUGAGUGAGAGCGUGAAGGAACAUGCACCUCCAUCAACUUUUGCCUCUAUAGACAAAACCGAUAAUCCCCAAGAUUUAGAGGGAAAAACAGACCAAUUGGAUGAACAAACACUUUCUGCAUCUGCCGAAACUGUCGAGAAGUUCUGCGCUGCUUUUCAAGAUAUCGAUAAGUGGGUAAAACUUCCAGAGGAGUCCAGAGAUACAUCCACGGAAUUAAUAGAUAAUUACAUUGAGAACAUUCACAGUAAUUUCUCUACGUUAAAUGAGACUCUUCAAAACAAAAAUGAGAUCCUCAAGGCAGUUAUUCCCACAGGACUAGACACAGGAACGUAUCCACUGGACCAAAUUAUCCAAGAUACAGUGAUCGGUCUAGAAGAGCUUCAAAAAGUCACGGAUAGAAAUGACAACUGAAUAUUAAUAUUAUAAAUAUUAUUAUGAUCAUUAUAAUACUAUUAAUAUUAUAACAGAAUCUCGGUAGAGUCGCACUUCUCCCUAAUUUCUUUUUACGCGUAUCUUUCGGUUCGCCCAUUCUAGUACAUACCUCCGGACUAAACAGUAAACAAAUCGAUUGUAUCGUCCGGCGAGGAAUUUAAUUCUAGGCAAAGUAAAGCCAAAAAAUAAAUUUCUUUUGUAUUUGAA